AGUGUAAGAAUGUAUCGAUAAUAUAAUAAAAAUCGAAUAACAAAGUAAUAUCUUUCAUUUUUUUUACAGAAAAGAUGUUCGUCUUCCUGUUGCACUGCAGAAAGCGAUGGCAGCUGAAGCCGAAGCAAGUCGUGAUGCAAGAGCAAAGAUAAUUGCAGCUGAAGGUGAAAUGAAAGCAUCAAGAGGUUUGAAAGAAGCAGGGGAUAUUAUUAAUCAAUCACCGAUUGCCAUGCAAUUACGAUAUUUGCAAACACUAACACAAAUCGCAACUGAACGAAAUUCGACGAUUGUAUUCCCAAUACCAGUUGAAUUACUUCAAGCUCUAAGUCGACAUCGAUGA
Messenger RNA from Didymodactylos carnosus, 340 nucleotides. The record is from the annotation of a GenBank genome assembly. NCBI's taxonomy places the organism in Eukaryota, Metazoa, Rotifera, Eurotatoria, Philodinida, Philodinidae.